CACAGUUCAUACUAAUGUACACAAUGUGUCAUUUUAAGUUACUUUAAUCAUGUAAAUUAACUCAUGUGAUCCCUCUCCAAUCAAGGAACCAGCUGAAUUUUUUUUUUUUUUUUUUGCAGCAAAGCAUUGUAUCAACAAAGGGAAGGUAAUGGUGUGUUUAAACCAUAGGAUUUUUGCCCUGAAAUGUUCAUCAUAUUGCUAGAUAGGUUUACAAUUCCCAGGAGGCAACUUAGGAAAGGGGAAAUGGCUUGAAUCAGGAAAAAUAAAUAAAUCUGAUUGUACUGUUCCUACUGCCUGGAAGAGAAACCUGAGCUCCCAAGCACAGCAUUCCUGUCCUUCUCAUCUGGCCAACCUGUCUCCUGAUGCACUUGUACCUUGGCCCGCUAGGUACCUGUGCCUUUGUCACCUUUGCCUGUGGUGAUUCAGGACUCAGUGUAACAAUCUGUUCUUCCCCUAUUCCUUCUAGUUCAUUCAGGGUUUAUCUCCCUAAAAUGAUGAAUAGCUAUCAGGGACUCUUUUAAAAACACUAGAAAACACUAAGCUGCUCCUGCUGCCAGGAAUUUUACUGUGUAAUUUUCACACACAAAAAAAAAUUUGGGGGGUGAUGCUCAGGUUUCAACCCAGGGUCUUACAUAUAUUAAACAUACACUCUAUCAGUGAGCUACACUCCAACCUCACAACCAUUAUUGUCCCCAUUUUACAAAUGAGGGAACCUGGGCUCAGGAUGGUUUAGUCAUGACCCACAUUACACAACCAAGAGGUGGAUCCAGGAUUUGGAUCUAGGUAGUUCAAAUGCUAGAUCCUAUGUUCCCUGGCACAUUGGAGCAGACUUAUAUAAUUUAUCAAAUUGUAAAACCAUCAAACUUUAUGAAAACUUUAAAAGAAAAAAAGACUAUCAUUUAAAAAGGAUUCUUUAGGAAAAAUUGAAUUCUUAUGUUUGCAAGGCAUUGUGGAUUGUGGAGAACAUCACAUCUGUCUGUGCUCUUAUCCAAUAUUCAGGACAGCACAGGCUGCAGUAGGAAAAAGGAAGAAUAAAACAUUCCUAGGGAGGUGAGGAUGAAAGACCCUUUCAUUUUAUUAAGGAUUUUUAAAAUCAAGAUCCCAGAGAGGAAUUUUGGUCAUGGAAAUCAACUGGACUGAAGCCAAGAGACUCCAGUCUUGCUCACUUUCUGUCUUUGCCCCAGUGUGACUGUGGGCAACUCACUUCCCACUUUGGUUCCAUUUCCCUCUUUACACAUGAUCACCUAGUCUUCCCUCCCUUGACAGGGUACAAGCAUCAUUAGGAUGAAAGAUGCAGGUCCUAAACAGCCAAAUACUGGCAACUUCACACCAUUCAACCUAACACAACCAAAACAGUUAUCAUUUAUUAAAUAUCCUCUUGAUCCUAAUAGCUCUAUGAAGUAGUACUAGCAAAAAAUAAGCCAUUUGAUAGAUAAUGAUACUGAAGUUUGACUGUACAAAGGUUGUUAUACAAGAGCCCACGUGUUUUCCAUUACUGUAGUGAGUUCUAAAAUAAGAUACCAAGUGUUGCUAUUUUUCCCCUCUGUCAUUAAAUAAUUACCGGACACCAACUAAAUUGGCACCGCUCUGAUGUGAAUAUUAAGGCCCUGGGGUAUCCCCAUACAUUUCCUUGCUUCUUAAAAAUUUACCUUCUUACUGGUGGCAAGUGGCUCAUGCCCGGAAUGCCAGCUACUCAAGAGGCUGAGGCAGGAGGUUGGCAUGUUAGAAGACAGCCUUAGCAACUCAGUGAGAGCCUGUUUUAAUUUUUUUUUUUUUAAGCUGGGAUGUAGUUGAGUGGUACAGUGCCUAAGUUCAAUGCCCAGUACUUGGGCGGUGGUGGCAGGCGGUGGGGAGAAUCGCUCCCCUAGGGUAGCCACUAUUAGAUGAUCAUGAAUGGCAAACCUCUGUGUAACACAUCCUUCAAGAACUGGGCACAAUUUUGACCAAAACAUGUUUCUUCCUUGUGGAUAAAAGCCCAGAGUUUGGAGGUUUGGUUUUCUUGCGGUGUGAGGACUGAAUGCAGGGCCUGCACAUGCUAAGCAGGUGCUCUACCACUGAGCUAUACACCAGCACCCACGCCCUGCUUAUUUCACAAGAUCUUUUGGAGAAACGCGCAGUUUAAUUUCUAGCACCUGGACGUCCUGAAGUCUAGAUGGAGGCGGGGGGGCGAGGCGGCGCGGGUUUCCCCUUUCUCCAUUUUCAGGAUGCCAUCACUUUCCCUACCGCGAGUUCUUGGAGGGCGAAAGCUCACGUUUGCUUCAUCAAAUUUCCGGAUCAGAAAUCUAACACCCAGCAAUCAAAGCCAGGAGGCUGUAACCCGGGUGAGCCCGAAAGACCAGCACCUGGCGCCAGGUGGCGCUCCUCUCGGCGGAGGCCGCCCCGCCUCUCCCGCCACCCAAGGCACGCCCCCGCGCGCAAUUUGGUCUCGUCCGCGCUGUCCCCCCCCUGCCCGAGCAGCACAGUGGCACGUCCUGGGCCCUGCUCGGCGCAAGAUGGCGGCGUCCGUGUGCGCUCUGCCCCUGUGGCCACGGGUGGUGCCGUGGAGUAGGGAACUUCCGGGCGCCUGGCGUGCCCUGCACACCUCCGCAGUCUGCGCCAAGAACCGGGCGGCCAGAGUCCGCGUGGGCAAGGGGGACAAGCCCGUGACCUACGAGGAGGCCCACCCACCACACUACAUCGCCCACCGAAAGGGCUGGCUGUCGCUGCACACAGGUAAUCUGGAUGGGGAAGAACAUGCUGCAGAGCGAACGGUGGAGGAUUUUUUCCUACGCAAGUUCAUGCUGGGUACCUUCCCAGGCUGUCUGGCUGACCAGCUGGUCCUGAAGCGCCGGGCCAACCAGGUGGAGAUCUGUGCCCUGGUCCUGAGGCAGCUGCCAGCACACAAGUUCUACUUCCUUGUGGGCUACAGUGAGACUCUGCUGUCCCACUUUUACAAGUGUCCUGUGCGACUCCAUCUCCAAACUGUGCCCGCAAAGGUUGUAUAUAAGUAUAUUUAGGAUGAUGCUCUUUUUUAUAUCAAGGUGCAAUAUGCAAAGGUGAGAAAUGUGGGAAAGAAGACCAGUAGAAUGAGGAGAAAUGCAAAUCCUUGGAAGACAGAGUCAUCAUCACUUCUAAGCAGCUGUUGAAUAAAGAUCCUUGUGCUGCCUUGCUUCUGUUUACCUUUACCUUUUUGUGGUUUUUAAACUUUUAUUAUUUAUUUAUUAAUUAUUUUCUCUGCUGGUGAUGUGAACCGAGGGUCUCAUGCAGGUUCAGGGAGUAUUCUACCACUGAACUAUAUCUCCAGUUCUUCCCUUUGCCCUUUUGGUCAGGGAGCUAGAGUUGGGUUUUGUUUAGGUCUUCAGGGCUGGUAGGGAAGCUGCCUGUUUUCUGAAGUUUAGCUCAGUUCAGUGAGGACCUGUUUGUGCAGUUACUCUACCCCAUAUACCACAUACUUCACCUAAUAAAGAUGUGUUUUAAUAAAGUAA
Messenger RNA from Ictidomys tridecemlineatus (thirteen-lined ground squirrel), 3464 nucleotides. It is a transcript of the gene Mrps24, whose product is annotated as mitochondrial ribosomal protein S24. NCBI's taxonomy places the organism in Eukaryota, Metazoa, Chordata, Mammalia, Rodentia, Sciuridae. Gene Ontology annotation, biological process: translation. Gene Ontology annotation, cellular component: mitochondrion. The record is from RefSeq and is a predicted model, not a curated record.